GGUCAAGCAAACUUAAUUUAGUGUCUGCGAUAAAUAGACCUGUUCCGCCGAAUUGUUAUUGAUAUUGAUUUGAAAUUCUCUAUUCAUUACAACCAAAUUGUCGUAAUAUUUCUUUUAUUACAAAUUUAUCAAAUUUGACUUUGAAAAUUACAAAUCAAUGUUAUCAAAAAAUAAUCACUGCUUUCAAAUGUGAACACCAGUUUUACGAGCAUUUUAUUUUUGUCAAAUGCCCAAUUAAUAUCUACUUGGUAUUUGGAAUAUUAUAUUACAGUCUAAAUAAGUGAUUGUUUAACUCUUAAAAAUAUUGGUGUCUUCUAAGGAUUUCUUUAAACAAGCCUUAACCAAAUUAGGAAUGAAGGACACCAAAAAGCCUCAUCCCAAAGAUGGGGCGGGAUUUUUUUCCAUUAUCACAUACGCGUUUAUUCUACCUUUGAUUGGAAAAGCCUUUAGAAGAGACCUUAGGCAAAAAGAUAUGUACGAAGUGCCAAAGUUUCUCGAGGCCAAAAAAUGUGGAGACGAACUGGAAAAAGCGAUCAAACUAAAAAUGGAUAAAGGAAAUAAAUUUUCCAUAUUUUGGGUCAUUAUAAGUAAAUAUAAAUUCCAACUUAUGCUUGUGAUAUUCCCUUAUAUGAUCGGUAAAUUUAUAAGAAGCAUCUAUCAGCCAGUACUAAUCAGUAGGUUUAUAUCCUACUUUAAGGAAAACCAAACGCAUAUGUCCUUGGAAGAUGUGGUGUACACCAACAUGGGACUUAUGGUUAUGGACUUUACAUAUUACACCAUAUUUGCGCUAUAUUUAUUGAUGUGCGCAAAUUUUACCGUUAAAAUGAAAGUGGCCGUUUCAUCUGUGAUAUUUAAAAAAGUUCUAAAACUCCAAAAUGCAGCUUUGACUAGAAUGAGCGUUGGAAAUAUUGUUUCAUUGAUGACCAAGGAUGUUUCGGUUUUGGAGAAUGGUUUUAGAUCACUUUGCGACUAUAUUAUUUCCACUGUUCAGUUGGUAACCACCUGUGCUGUCUUAUUUAUUAAAACAGGACCUAUAUCGUUUUUUGGCAUAUUUUUUAUGUUAAUUAUAAUGGGCCUUCAAGUAUUAAUUGGAAAAUACAUCACCUACGUCAGAGUCUUGAUUAACGAAAAAACUGCAGAUAGGAUAAAAGCAACUAAAGAGGCUUUGGCUUCCUUAAAAGUGAUAAAAAUGCUUUCAUGGGAAAAAUUUUUCCUUAAAAAAAUAUAUUUGCUGAGACGCUCAGAAGUAAGCUGUAUGUUAAAAGACGCUUACGCAAAAUCAAUUAUACAAAUUUUGGGUUCACUAUGCCCGGAUAUAAUGACGUACAUUUUUAUAAUUUCUUUCAUCAUAAUGGGUAUUCCCCUGGAUGUGGAGCUUGUCUUUUACAUCAUCAACUGCGUUAGGUCGCUCAAAAUGAGUAUAAUUUAUUUGAUUCCGCAAUGCCUGGGACUUUUGGCCGACUUUCGAGGUAGUUUAAAGCGAAUCGACGAAAUUUUACACGAAAAGGAUUGGGAAGAAAGGAACGACCAAUUUGUAGACAAGCCUAAAGUUUUGAUGAAGAGUUUAAGCGUCAAAAUCGGAAACAAUUAUAUUUUAUCAAAUGUUUCAAUUAAUUUGGAGAAGGGAGUUACUUGUAUAAUAGGUAAUAAUGGUUCAGGAAAAACCACGCUGCUUCUCUCAAUCCUCAGAGAAUACCCACACAAGGGCCACUUGAUAACGAAAGGGAGGAUCUCCUACGCCAGUCAAGAGCCCUGGUUGUACCCUUGCACAGUGAAAGAGAACAUCAUAUUCGGCGAAGAGUUCGACAAAAAGCGCUACCAGAACGUGAUAAACAUGUGCGGGCUGAAGGACGAUCUGAACAACUUUCAACACGGUGAAGACACCAACGUCAUCAACGGCGGUCUGAAUUUCAGCAAGGGCCAGCAGAGCAGAAUCAACUUGGCCAGGGCUGUGUACAGAGACAGCGAGAUUUAUCUGCUCGACGAUUGCCUGUCCUCUUUGGACAAUUCGGUGCAAAACGGAAUCGUCAACAACCUGUUGAGCUUUUUUAGCGACAAGAUUUGCCUUAUCGUGACCAACAAUAGCAAUCUCAUCGCGCGAGCCCAUCAGGUCUUAAUUGUGGACAACAAAGAAGUACAACGCCACCAUCCAGAUAAACUUAACAUGGAAAAUAUAAAAGACACGGUGUUGACUAAAGAAAAGGAUAAUUUGAUGAUCAAUGAGGAUGAAGAUUACAAGGAAAUAAUAGACGAAAAAAUGGAAUUGUUGCAAAAUAAUAAGCAACAAGAAGAAGAAACCCAAAAAGAAGGAAACGUCCCGUUCCGUUACUACUUGCAAUAUUUAAAAUAUGGAAGGGGUUAUUUUGUUUUUAUAUCCAUAGUAAUACUAUUUAUUUUAUCUCAAUAUGCUGAAAGUUAUACAACAAAAACCUUAACAAGAUGGGUUGACAUUGAACAAACAGUUCUUAAAGAAAACACUACAAACAAUACAAACGCAUCCGAAGAGUCUACAAAAACCGUACAGUUAUACAGUGGUUAUCUAUUUUUAACCAUAUUCCUAACAAUAUUGAAAAUAUUCAUUUUCUACGAUUUCACCAAAGCGGCAUGUAUUAGAAUUAACAAAAUAAUGACUCUUAAAAUACUGCACAGCCCUCUAAAAUUUAUCGAUACGCAGUUGUUUGGGAAUAUUUUAAAUAGAUUUUCUCAGGAUCUUAACAAUAUGGAUGAAGUGUUCCCUCCCCAAUUAAUGAACUUAAUAAGGCUUGUCCUUUCUCUAGCUUCAAAUAUAAUCCUAGUUGGUAUGGUCAACACCCUGUUAUUAAUACCACUAAUAGUUUUAAUGAUUCUAAUGGUGUUAAUGAGAAAAUUUUACAUACCCGCAGCAAGAAGUCUGAAAAGGUUGGAAACAUCAUCACGAAGUCCAUUCAUAGGCCACAUAAAUUCGACAAUAGAUGGUUUAAGGACGAUAAGGGCACACAAUCUUCAGAACUUACAAAACGAAAUUUUUGAGAGUUGUCACAACAACUACGCGUCGAGUUAUUACAGUUUCCAAAUGGUAUUUGUAGCAUAUUGCUUUUACGCCAACAUGAUCUGUCUUUCUUUAGUAUUCCUCGUUUUGUGGUCGUUUAUAUUCAUCAUAACAGGUAUUUCCGUUGGAAACGUUGGUCUGACAAUAAUCCAACUAUUCUCAAUAAGUUUAUCAAUAACCAUGGUAUUCAGACAAGUCACAGAGGUUGAAACAAGCAUGACUUCGUUCGAGAGAAUAGCAGAAUAUACAGAGCAAAAACAAGAAUAUCAGGACGGCAUCGUAAACGAAAAUUGGCCUAAAAGAAACUGCAUCGAUUUUCACAACGUCAGUAUGUCUUAUAACGAUAGAAAAGUGCUCAAUAACGUUAAUCUAACGAUUGAAUCCAACCAGAAGAUCGGAAUAAUAGGGAGAACCGGGUCUGGAAAGUCUUCGUUGAUAUCUCUAUUGAUGAGGCUCUACGACUACGAAGGUACAAUCACAAUUGACCAUGUAGACAUUAAAACCAUUGCAUUGGAGCAUCUUCGAAGGAACAUAGACGUUGUUCCGCAAGAUCCGAUUCUAUACUCGGAUACAAUACGAAAUAACUUGGACCCCUUGUCCCAGUACGCAGACAAGGAAAUCUGGUUUGUUGUCGACAAAUUAGGCAUCAAACAUUUGAUACCGAAUUUGUACGAAAAAAUCGACUCUACGAAGUACAGUGCCGGUCAAAAGCAGGUAAUUUGUUUGGCCAGAGCCAUGUUGAGGAAAAGCAAAAUACUUAUUAUGGACGAAGCUACCGCUCACGUCGAUUUUGAGAUGGAGAAAUUUAUGAAAAACAUGAUUAGUCAACAUUUUUCGGAACACACAAUUAUUAGUAUAUCACAUAAAAUUUACAGUAUUAGUGGAUAUGAUAAAAUAUUUUUGAUCGAAAAUGGAAAUAUUGUCGAAUAUAAGGAGUAAUAUGAGCAAAUUUGUUCAAAUUAAAUAUAUUUAUUUACAGUUUUGUUAUGCUGUAUCAUUUAAAUUUAAAUGUGUACAACCAUUACUAUAUUAGUAUAGGUCCUACUUAUAAGUUUAUAAUAUAUUAUUUUU
Molecule: messenger RNA, 4099 nt
Organism: Brassicogethes aeneus
Lineage: Eukaryota; Metazoa; Arthropoda; Insecta; Coleoptera; Nitidulidae
Source: the annotation of a GenBank genome assembly